GUGAUUACUGGUGGUCACUAUGAUGUAGAUUGUCGAUUAGAAGAUCCUGAUGGUAAUGUGUUAUACAAAGAGAUGAAGAAACAGUAUGAUAGUUUUACCUUCACAGCCUCCAAAAAUGGGACAUACAAAUUUUGCUUCAGCAAUGAAUUUUCUACUUUCACACAUAAAACCGUGUAUUUUGAUUUUCAAGUUGGAGAAGACCCACCUUUGUUUCCUAGUGAGAACCGAGUCAGUGCUCUUACCCAGAUGGAAUCUGCCUGUGUUUCAAUUCACGAAGCUCUGAAAUCUGUCAUUGACUAUCAGACUCAUUUCCGUUUGAGAGAGGCUCAAGGCCGAAGCCGAGCUGAGGAUCUAAAUACAAGAGUGGCCUAUUGAAUGAAAUGAAAUGCUGAGAAAUAAAGCUUUCCUAUUCUGAUUUGGAUCUUUAUAAUGGGUAUCGGAAAGUCUAAAACGGAUCCCUGCCCUCUUUCUCUCUCUUGGGGUAAAAGCCACAGUGUGGAUACGAGUCAAAGACAUCACAAGUCAGAUUCCAAGAAAUCUGAAGAAAUGUCCCUGAGUGACACUGCUGCUCAUAGCAAUACAGCAGAGAUGCCAACAGGGGAGCAGGAGGGAGCCAGGGGAGUGGAGGAGAUGCCAGAAGAGGAAGCAGAAGAAGAGGUGUUCCUCAAAUUUGUGAUACUGCAUGCUGAGGAAGACACAGACGAAGCCCUCCGAGUCCAGAAUCUGCUGGAAAAUGACUUCGGCAUCAAACCUGGAAUAAUCUUUGCUGAGAUGCCAUGUGGCAGGCAGCAUUUACAGAAUUUGGAUGAUGCUGUCAAUGGGUCUGCCUGGACAAUCUUAUUAUUGACCAAAAACUUUUUAAGAGAUACCUGGUGUAAGUUCCAGUUCUAUACGUCCCUCAUGAACUCUGUCAACAGGCAGCACAAGUACAACUCCGUCAUCCCCAUGCGGCCCCUGAACAACCCCCUGCCCCGAGAAAGGACUCCCUUUGCUCUGCGAACCAUCAACGCCCUGGAGGAAGAAAGUCGUGGCUUUCCUACACAAGUGGAAAGGAUUUUUCAGGAUUCUGUUUAUAGGAUACAGCAGGCUAUAUGGAAAGAAACCAGAAAUACGGUACAAAGGCAAUUUAUUGCCUGAGACGGAACACACAACACACAGCAGGCUCUUGUUUUGAAAAACAAAUGAUUUAUCUCCACUUGAGAAAGCAAAUUUCUAGGAAGAGUUUAGAUGAAAGAGAACCUUACUCUUACAGAAACUUAUGGAGCCCAAGAAAGAUAAAUUUCUGCAGGACAGUCUAUAGAAUUGUGGUACUUUUUAAUGUUUCCAUAAACUUGAAAUUGUCAGAGUUUCAAAAAAAAAAAAAAAAGAACUCUGUUUCCUCUCACAGUUCUCCUAGUUCAUGAUUACAACAAAAGAUAUUUUAAAUUCAUAUUCCUCGUAUUGAACUUGAUCAAAACCUUAUAUGACAGACAUUUAAAAACUACAAUAACACUGAUUUUGUUCUCAAAGGAACCGCAGGAAAAAAAUGGCCUCGAGAGAUCGGAGCACCCUCACUUUCGAGGCACCUCUCAUGAAUGUUGCAAUAAAGUGUUCCUGGUGUUGUCAACCAGAAAUAGGGAUAGCCAGACUAGAACAUUUAGAAUGUUGAGUGCUGAUAAAUAUGAAACCCAAAAUAGAUGCGAGAAUGGUAGGGCUCUUUAAAAGAAUCCA
Lipotes vexillifer (Yangtze River dolphin) is the source of this 1710-nucleotide messenger RNA. RefSeq names its product TIR domain containing adaptor molecule 2 (gene TICAM2). Bases 430 to 1137 code for a protein of 235 amino acids. Gene Ontology annotation, molecular function: signaling adaptor activity. Gene Ontology annotation, biological process: TRIF-dependent toll-like receptor signaling pathway; positive regulation of canonical NF-kappaB signal transduction; positive regulation of type I interferon production. The record is from RefSeq and is a predicted model, not a curated record. The transcript has 3 exons. Gene Ontology annotation, cellular component: endosome. NCBI's taxonomy places the organism in Eukaryota, Metazoa, Chordata, Mammalia, Artiodactyla, Lipotidae.